AUGCUGCUAAAGGACAGUCUUCCACCGGUCUCUGAAAAGCCAGUCGACCUGACAGCAGUGUUAGCAGCAUCACCACCAGAACCGUCCGAGAUACUGUAUUCGACGAUUAAUGCGGUGGAGGACGGGAACGAGCCACCACCGGAAGGGUACUAUGCGUUUGUGGAAGCACCAAAUGCGGAACCUCCACGAGUACGACCUCCGCCAUAUACUUUUACACCUGUGGACUGUAAAGAGGAUUUAAAUAGAACGCCGCACGGAUCGAUGUUUAACAUUUGCGGUGAUUUGAAUAAGGGUACGAUUCCUAGAAAUCCAAUGGGACAGAACGUACUUGGUACACCAUAUCCUUUUGAACUUAUAAGAAAUAUGACACUAAAAUAUCUCAGUCGAACGUUGCCGAUAUUAAAAGCAGAUGAGACCUUGCCGAAAGUAGCUCAGCUUCAAGAGGAUAUAAUCUCACAAAACGCGGCCCGCAUUCUCAAAACAGGGUUCUCUCAUGAGAACAAAGGUUCUGUUAUAGUCGUCCACAUUGUUAUUUCCAUAAUAUUGACAAAGACAGAGCAAUCGUUCUCUUGAGAACGCUGUUCCCCGGUUUCGCAAGUAGACCUGCAGGACUCUAUGCGCAUAUUCGCAGUACUUUUUCCUUUUAUGUGAGAAGGUCCACCACUCACGGAUCCAAAGGAAUCCCGAAAAACAGUUUGCAGUUUCCAGCAUCAAAUUUUCUAUGCCACGAUCAGUUGUUAAG
Molecule: messenger RNA, 742 nt
Organism: Ceutorhynchus assimilis (cabbage seed weevil)
Lineage: Eukaryota; Metazoa; Arthropoda; Insecta; Coleoptera; Curculionidae
Source: the annotation of a GenBank genome assembly